CACCUAGAAUAGUUGGUAGAAUAGUUUCUUAUCAUAGGAAAUUUCUCCGGCGCUUCCCAGAAAAAAACCGCAAUGCAACCAAGGUGUCUUCCGUGACUCUGGCCCGUCUAUAAAUCCUCCAGAAUCACAUUGGUUAGACACUAAUCUUCAACUCGAUUGGUAUACUUUAGCUCCUAAAGAUGGACAGCAGGGACUCAAUGGAUGGAAGGACGGUGUCGACCACCGAUAGAGGUAAUGUUGUCGAGUGGUUGCUUGGGGCUGAAUUCGAGGUGUUCUUGAAUUUUAGAGGGCCCGACACUCGCCUGAAUUUUGCCGACUGCCUCUAUCACUCCUUGGACGGAGCUGGGAUUUGCGUUUUCAGAGACAAUGAAGAGAUCAGAAAAGGUGAAGCAGUCGGAUGUGGCCUGGAACACGCGAUCCAGAGUUCCAAAAUCUGUAUGCCCAUCUUCUCUAGAAACUACGUGUCCAGUGCGUGGUGUCUUCGCGAGCUUGCAUGCAUGGUGGAUUGCUCGAGAAACAGAGACCGCAAAGUGAUGAUCCUACCUGUUUUCUUCGACGUGAGUCCCGACGAUGUCAAAUUGAAAACCGGUCUAUACCAUGACGCUCUGCAGAAGCACGAGGAGAAGUUCGGCUGCCAUAUGGUGCAGCGAUGGAAAGAGGCUCUGAGGGAGGUCGGUCUUAUCAAGGGAUGGGAUCUCAAAGAUAGAGGACAAGGUGAACUUAUUAGAUCAAUCGUUGCUGAAGUUUUGAUCAAGCUGAAUAAAAGAGACAAACAUCUGCCCGAUCAUUUGGUCGGGAUUCAUGAUCAUGUUGAAGACGUCAUGCGCUUAUUAGAUGAAGGUUCUCCUGAUGUACGUUACAUAGUAAUUCACGGAAUGGGAGGCAUCGGUAAGACGACUCUUGCCAAGGUUGUCUUUAACCAAAUUUCUAGUCGGUUCCAUGGCUGUAGCUUUCUUUCGGAUGUUCGAGAAGCUUCAAAGGACGGCAAAGUUGUUCAAUUGCAAAAACAACUAUUGUCAGAAAUUCUAAACUUCAAGCCAGUGGAGAUUUCUGACUCUGAUGCAGGGGUUAACCAAAUUAAAAGGAGAUUCCGUGACAAGAAAGUGCUUGUAGUUCUUGACGACCUAAGUAAGUGGGAUCAACUCACAAAACUUGCAGAAAAGCGUGAUUGGUUUGGUCAAGGGAGCAGGAUUAUUAUUACAACGAGGGACACCAACUUUUUGCCGAUCGGGGAGGAGAACCAACAAAAUAGUGUCCCAAUGCAUUUCAAAGAGUUUAAAAUCUAUCAAAUGAGAGAGUUGCCCCAUUGCCAUGCUCUUCAGCUUUUUAGUAAGCAUGCUUUCAGAAUGGAUUCCCCUCCACAUGACUAUGAUGAUAUUUCUUGCGAUAUCAUUCAUAAAGCUGGUGGACUUCCUUUGGCUCUCGAGGUCAUCGGUUCCUCUCUUUAUCGCAAAAGUGAAAAACUUUGGAAAGACACAUUGAAGAAAUUAAAUAUGGUUCCUAAGCAGGAUGUCCUUGACAAAUUAAAGAUUAGUUUUGAAAUGCUUGAAGAUGCACAGAGAGAAAUUUUUCUUGAUAUUGCAUGUUACUUAAUUGGUGAAGAAAGAAUCCAUCCACAUUAUAUGUGGAAAGCCAUGGACUUUUUCCCAAGAAGUGAUCUUGUUGUUCUUACCCGUAUGUCUUUGAUAAAGAUUGAUAAUGAUAGAUUGUUGAUGCAUGACCUCCUAAGAGAUCUUGGAAGAGAAAUUGUCCGACUGGAAGAUCUCAAAGUUCCUGGAAAGCGGAGUAGACUAUGGUGUCCCAAGGUUGCAUUGGACGUAGUGCAGACAAGAAAGGGAACAGAAAACCUCAUCGCACUCAAACUAACUGGCCUUUCCAAAGAGCGCGACUUUACAAGUGAUGAGUUUUCAAGGCUUCCUAGCUUAAGGUUCUUGGAAUUAGAGGGGGGCAACUUGGUAGGAGACUUUAAGAAUCUUCUCUCGAGUCUAAGAUGGCUCUCUUGGCGUCGUUGCCCUUUGGAGUUGCAGGCAGUCAAUCUAUGUUUAUGGAACUUAAUCGUGCUCAAGCUUUCGGACAGCGACAUUCCGGAGAACUGGAAUGAAUGGGGCCCAUGCUUGGCGAAUCAUGACUUGAAAGUUUUACAUCUCAUGAGAUGCCAUCUCUCAACAACUCCUGACUUCUCAACGUGCCUGAAUUUGAAGAUACUGGUUCUCGACGGACAUUGUCCAAUGUCGCUACAAAUUGAUGGCUCUAUCGGUAAGCUAGAGCGCCUGAAGCACUUGGAAAUAACUGCAGCCCAAGUUCAGCCGUCAAGGCUGUCAGCAGUCCUCCAUUUUGACCUGUUCGCGGUGCCUUCUGCAAUAUGCGGUCUAAAGUACUUGUCAAGCCUAAAGCUAGAGGGGCAGUGUAUGCAAGAGCUUCAUCCUUCUGUUGGAGAGAUGGCGGGAUUGACGUGCUUGUCUUUAAGGGGCUGUCAUCGGCUUAGAAAGCUUCCAGAAUCCAUUGGGAGAUUGAGAUCGCUGCUGCUAUUGAAUUUGCUCUACACAAGAAUCAAAGAGUUACCUGAUUCUAUUGGAGAUCUCAAAAGGUUGGAGGGAAUGAAUCUGGGAUUCACUCAGAUAAGGGAGCUGCCCAGCUCUAUUGGAGGACUAAAAUCAUUGCUCGGCCUAAACUUGCAGAGUGCAAAGAUUACAGCACUGCCCGCUUCUAUUGGACAUCUUAAAAAGCUUGAGCGCUUAUUUAUGGCUGGGAGUAAGAUAAAAGAGCUACCGAAGGCCAUAGGGAUGCUGGAGAAUCUUAAAGUGUUGGAAUCCCGCAACUGUAAAAAUCUGGACGGGGAAAUCCCAAGUGAGAUUGGGCGAGUAUCCUCUUUGGAGGUGCUCGACGUAUCGGGUAGCAAGGUGAGCAGAGUGCCAACCAACAUUAGUCAGCUAUCUCAUCUCCAAGAACUUCGUUUCGGAGAUUGUCACAAGCUUGAAAGGUUGCCAGAACUUCCUGCAAGUCUAAAAGUUCUGUGUUUCGGAGCUGGGACUGUGCUUGGCACCCCUGGACAAACUUCAUCCAAGGCGAUGGGUAAGUCAGCAAAGAUGGAGGAUUGGAAUAUCACAUGGCCUCCUCAGCUUUGAGCCCUGAGCAUAUACUGUGAU
Messenger RNA from Rhodamnia argentea, 3146 nucleotides. Its product is annotated as disease resistance protein RPV1-like. Gene Ontology annotation, molecular function: ADP binding. Lineage: Eukaryota; Viridiplantae; Streptophyta; Magnoliopsida; Myrtales; Myrtaceae. The coding region runs from base 180 to 3125 and encodes 981 amino acids. Gene Ontology annotation, biological process: defense response; signal transduction. The record is from RefSeq and is a predicted model, not a curated record. The transcript is spliced from 4 exons.